This is a messenger RNA of Cladophialophora immunda, 1529 nucleotides long. RefSeq lists its product as uncharacterized. Gene Ontology annotation, molecular function: hexose transmembrane transporter activity. The record is from RefSeq and is a predicted model, not a curated record. The transcript has 2 exons. The coding region runs from base 9 to 1529 and encodes 506 amino acids. Lineage: Eukaryota; Fungi; Ascomycota; Eurotiomycetes; Chaetothyriales; Herpotrichiellaceae. Gene Ontology annotation, cellular component: membrane. Gene Ontology annotation, biological process: monosaccharide transmembrane transport.
CCUUCAACAUGGGUCGAGCUGUACUGACCAGAGCCAGCAGUGGUUACGGGGCCCACAAACAGGCCGAGCUCUCUCCAACUCUGCCCCCCAAGGGCCUGAUGGCCGGUUCAAAGCCGAGAGGCUCCACUUUCUUCCUCAUCUAUACCGUCUAUGUGGUCACUCUUGGUCCUCUGCUCUUUGGCUACCACUUGGGAGAACUCAAUGCCCCUCAAAAAGUCAUCACUUGCCAAGUCGACCAGCUCCCCGGAUAUGUCGCCCUCGGACUUCCUCAGUGCAUUCCAAUGAACCCUUUCCAAUGGGGAAUGGUUCAGUCCAUGUUUACCAUUGGAGGGCUUUUCGGGGCCAUUGUCAGCGGUUCUGUCGCCACAAGAUUUGGUCGUCUGUUUGCCUUGAAAUGGGCGACCUUUUUCCUGGCGGGCGGACCUAUUGCCGAAGCACUUGCGGGUAAAAUAUGGCUGAUGGCUUUGGGCAGGGCUCUCUCUGGACUGGGGGCCGGUGCAGCCACCGUCGUCUCUCCCAUCUAUGUUUCCGAAGUAGCGCCCCCCAAGCGGCGUGGUUUCUUUGGGGCCUUUACCCAAGUCCAGAUCAAUUCGGGCAUCGUGGUGGCACAACUGCUGGGCUUUUUCUUGUCCAAAUCCAACAAAUGGCGCUGGGUGCUGGCCACCGGCGGCUUCAUUGCCGGGCUCAUGUUCUUCGGCCUCAUGCUCACGCCAGAAACCCCCAAAUGGCUCGCGGCAAACAAUCGACCGCGGAUGGCACGGGGUAUCCUGCAACGCUUGAGGGGAAAAGCUGCCGAUAUUCGGGAGGAGAUGGAGGGUUGGGAUAUGUCGGGAGAGGCGGAGGAGGAAAGCCUCCUUGCAUCCCCACGAGGCCCGCGCCCACGCAAAGAUGCCGGCCGAUCCAUCAUCGACGUGGUCAAAAUGCCCAAGUACCGACGGCCAUUGAUUGCCGUGACGGGCACCAUGAUGGCUCAACAGCUCUGCGGAAUCAACAGCGUUGUCAUGUACAGUGUCGCCAUUCUGGGUAAGAUCAUGCCCAAGCACGCUGGUCUUGUCACCGUCAUCGUCUCGGGGGCAAAUGUGGUCGUCACAUUGCUGGCCGCGCCCUUACCUGACAAAAUUGGACGAAAACCUUGUCUUCUUAUUUCGAUUAUUGGGAUGGGGGCGGCAUCAGGCAUGCUGUACGCUGGACUAGCGAAGCACAUUCAAGCCCUCACGAUCGCAGCCAUUGGACUAUUCGUGGCCAGUUUCGGCAUUGGGCUGGGACCGAUUCCAUUCAUACUAGCAAGUGAGCUUGUCGGACCAGAAGCGGUGGGAGCAGUCUCGAGCUGGGCACUUGCAGCCAACUGGUUGUCGACGUUCUUGGUGGCCAUGUUCUUCCCUAUCUUGAACAAGAUCCUUGAAAGCAAUGUAUGGUGGAUUUUCGUGGGCGUGGCUGUGUUUUGGGCGGUAUUUGUGGUCGUGUUUGUGCCCGAAAGCAAAGGCAUGGCCAACGCCGACGAGGUUUGGCGGAGGAAGCGAUGUUGCUGA